Molecule: messenger RNA, 1536 nt
Organism: Sesamum indicum (sesame)
Lineage: Eukaryota; Viridiplantae; Streptophyta; Magnoliopsida; Lamiales; Pedaliaceae
Product: alkane hydroxylase MAH1-like
Molecular function (GO): iron ion binding; oxidoreductase activity, acting on paired donors, with incorporation or reduction of molecular oxygen; heme binding
Source: RefSeq, a predicted model, not a curated record
AUGGCAUAUCUUGAAAUCUUCCUUAUACAAAUCAUACUACUCAUCAUGUUUCUUGUGCUUUUAGCUCCCAAAAACAGGCAGCUCCUGCCAUGGAACUGGCCGUUCCUGAGAAUGAUGCCAACGAUGUACCUCAAGAGCCACGAAAUCUACGACAAAAUCACAGAGAUUCUUGUGGAGAACAACUCCACGGUUUUGUUCAAGACAUCCUGGUUCACCAAGACAGACAUCUUGGUCACGAGUGAUCCAGCCAAUGCGCACCACAUCAUGAGCUCAAACUUCUCAAUCUACCAGAGGGGAUCAGAGUUCAGAAACGUGUUCGAUUUUCUCGGCCAGGCGGUCUUCAGCAAGGAUUUGGAGGAGUGGAGAGAAGAAAAGAAGUUCACUCAUGCAUUCUUCAGGGAAAAUCAGUACCACGAGUCGGUCCCCAAGAUAGUCCAUCAGACCCUGGAGAAAGCCCUGAUCCCGGUCCUUGAUCACACAUCUCAGCAAAAUCAAGAACUGGAUUUGCAGAGCUUGUUCAAUAGGUUUAUGCUUGAUGCAACUUGCCUCCUGGCUGCCGGAUUCGACUCGGGCUCUCUCCGUGUAGGGUUUCCAGAAUGCCCUCUCUUAGAUGCCAUGGACGACAUAGCCGAGGCAGUGUUCUAUCGCCACAUCCUGCCGGAGAGAGUGUGGAAGUUGCAGCGUUGGCUACGGGUUGGAAAGGAGAAGAAAAUGGCUGAAGCUUCAAGCACUUUUAACCGUAUAUUAUUAGACAACGUAUCCAAGAAGAAGCACGAAUUAGCUACGGAUGAUCAAGAAACUGGAGACGAUACCUUCGAUGUGCUCAAAUUUUAUUUGAAAGAGGCUGCAAGUAAUAGUGGUAACAAAGGAGCUAAGAAGCAUGACGAUAAGGGAUUCUUGGCUGCCAAUCUGAUGACCCUUUUGUUCGCUGGAAGAGACACAUCUGCUGCACUCUUGACCUGUUUUUUCUACCUCAUUUCAAGAAACCCUUCAGUCGAAAACAAGAUUUUAGAAGAAAUCAGGCUGAACCUCCCUGGAAACGCAUCCAGAAAGCACAUCUUCUCCAACGUAGAAGAGCUGAGCAAGCUAGUUUACCUCCACAGCGCUUUGUGCGAGAGCCUGAGGCUUUUCCCGCCAGGCCCGUUUCUUCUAAGGGUCCCAAACCAGCAAGAUGUGCUUCCAAGCGGGCACAAAGUGGAUCACACCACAAAAGUCAUGCUUUGCUCGUAUGCGAUGGGUCGAAUGCGGGAGAUAUGGGGGGACGAUUGCGGGGAAUUCAGGCCGGAGCGAUGGAUAAUGGAGAAAGGCGGGACUAAACAUGUGGCGUCGAAUAUAUUUCUUGCAUUCAGUUCGGGGCCGUGGACCUGUCCCGGCAGAGAAUUGGCGUUCACCAGAAUGAAAGCUGUUGCAGCCACAGUUGUGCAUAAUUAUCGUGUUCAUGUUGUGGAGGGGCAAACUGUUUGUCCAAGCAUUUCUGCCAUUCUCACCAUGAAGCAUGGCUUGAAGGCCACGGUUUCCAAGAGAUGGAUGUAUUGA